Mus caroli (Ryukyu mouse) is the source of this 3847-nucleotide messenger RNA. RefSeq names its product RAB3D, member RAS oncogene family (gene Rab3d). The record is from RefSeq and is a predicted model, not a curated record. Gene Ontology annotation, molecular function: GTP binding; GTPase activity. NCBI's taxonomy places the organism in Eukaryota, Metazoa, Chordata, Mammalia, Rodentia, Muridae.
CCCUCCGCCUGGGCGGAGCCGGCGCGGGAUCCGGGUGUCAGUGUUGGCAACGCCGGCAGCUGUGGGGCGAGGGUCGCAGCCCUGUGCGGGGCCGUAGCAACUUCGUGGGCGGAUCCUGGUGUGCAAGGCGGGACCCGAGGAUUCCACUCUUUGACAUCAGGAUUUCUGGUCUCCCCUCCAAGCAGAUCCCACUGAGAUGGCAUCCGCUAGUGAGCCCCCUGCCAGCCCAAGGGAUGCUGCUGACCAGAACUUUGACUACAUGUUCAAACUGCUCUUGAUCGGGAACAGCAGCGUGGGCAAGACAUCCUUCCUGUUCCGCUAUGCCGAUGACUCCUUCACCCCUGCCUUCGUGAGCACAGUGGGCAUCGACUUCAAGGUCAAGACGGUCUACCGACAUGACAAGAGGAUCAAGCUACAGAUUUGGGACACAGCAGGCCAGGAGCGCUACCGGACAAUCACCACGGCCUACUACCGCGGAGCCAUGGGCUUCCUGCUCAUGUAUGACAUCGCCAACCAGGAGUCCUUCACCGCGGUGCAGGACUGGGCUACGCAGAUCAAAACCUAUUCCUGGGACAAUGCCCAGGUAAUCCUCGUGGGGAACAAGUGUGACCUGGAAGACGAACGGGUCGUACCUGCUGAGGAUGGCCGGAGGCUUGCCGAUGAUCUUGGUUUUGAGUUCUUUGAGGCCAGCGCCAAGGAGAAUAUCAAUGUGAAGCAGGUGUUCGAGCGCCUGGUUGACAUCAUCUGUGACAAGAUGAAUGAAUCCCUGGAACCCAGCUCCAGCCCAGGCAGCAAUGGAAAAGGCCCAGCCCUUGGGGAUACCCCACCCCCACAGCCGAGCAGCUGCAGCUGUUAGGUUCAGCCCCUUACCUCUCCACACCUGUCCCUUCUUGCCUCUUCAAGGACAGCAGCCAAGGUGUGAGCUAUGGGGACUGUCUCUCAGCUCAGGGCACCCUUGCCUCUGGGCCACUUCCCACUCCUCUUGCACAAGUUCAUGUCCCCUUCUCUCCAUGUCAGAAUGCUCAGACAGUCCUGGUUAGAGCCCACACACCCCGGGCUCUGCUCAGUAUUGUCUGAGGGGUUGGGGUACCCAUGCAGGUGCUUGCUGCUUCCUACAGCAUUUUGAUGGAGGUAGCUGUGGCGGCAUUGCCUUCCCUGAGUGAGAGAGGGGAUGUUCAUGCCUUCUGCCUUAGAACCAUUUCCCAGGUCUACUCUUCAUAUCACUGGCUGAAGUUGUCACCUGGCCUGGGUCGCUGUCCAACUUAGUCCUGGCAGCCUCUCUAUCUCAGGUCCACCAGUUUGGCCUUGAAACCUGCCUGUGAACUGACUGCUAGCCAAGGACACAGGCAGGGCUGCAGUCUCCAUCCUCUGCCUCCCUGGCAUCUCCUGGAAGGGAAAGCCUCUUUUCUGGUUAGAGAAGGGACAGAGUCGGAGCCACCCCUGGCACCGGGAACUCUCCAAAGUGCCUCCCAAGCUUCCCGUGAGUCUAUCCACUCAGUGUGGGUUAAUCUGCUCCCAGAAUUAAAUUUUGGAGUAUUCCAGGACCUGUCACAUGGGGCAGAGAAUCGCCCACCCUAGCAGUCCAGCUUUCUGUCAGUUCACCUCAGAGCCAGGGAACUGAGGCUGCCUGCCCAGGCUCCCAUCUGUCUGCCUGGUGGUGGCUUAAGCAAGAGCUUUACAAACCUUACAUCCUGUGUAGAAACGGAAGUGGAGAAAGCAGCCCACAGAGGGUGUGCCCUUGCUGGUCAGUUUCUUAUGACAGGAUUUGGGCUUCUCCACAUGAGGACUCUUGUGUAGACCCAGUGUCAGCAUCAUGGCCAACAUCAGUUGCCCAGGGACACUGGGGUUGUGGGGAAGGACUGGGGAGAAGGCACUAGUGGGCAACCCAGUGUUUCUGUUUGUCCAUCAUGGGAGCAAGAGUCCUUCCUAUGAAUUACGGAUGGGCUGUGAGUUGUGACUGCUUUCUCUACAAAGCUUGGGACGUAGCCCCUAGGAUCCUGGGUUCUAUUUCUAUUCACUGACCAGACUCCCCUAAACACUAUCUGACAUUUCAUGGUCCAGGUGACAGACGCUCUGUGCCACACGCCCCUGACUCUGUAUGGGGGGUGGAGUGUACUCCUUCAGCCCCCACAGCCAGAAUCACUUCUGCAGCCUUCCUGAGCUCAGCACCCUCCCAGACUGUGUAUGACCUACAGUGCCUGGUUCAGAUGUAUUUCUAGCCCUGCCAGUGGCUGUCUUUGUACAGAUUGGACAAGCAGAGUGAAGGCAUCUGAACACUUAGAGGAAAGACUCAAUUUUUAAAAAUGUUGCUUUAUCAUUAAAUAGUCAAAAUGGUAAAAAAAUUAUGUUCUUCAGAUUCAGCAACCUGCAGGCUGUUGUGGUGGUGAAAAAUUUUGAUCCCAGCAUUCUGGAGGCAGAGGCAGGUGGAUCUCUGAGUUCGAGACCAGCCUGGUCUACAGAGCAAGUUCCAGGACAGCCAGGGCUACGCAGAGAAAACCUGUUUUGAAAAACAGAAGGAGAGAGAGAGCAAGAGAGAGUGAUGCAGCUAGUCUGGAAGGAACCUAGAACUAGCUCUCUCGCUAGCAUUUGCCUACUGUUACGCACAGGGUCCUGGCUUGAAGACCCAGCACUUCACAAACUCGGCACGUGCUCCAGGGAUGUCGUCAUUCUAGUAGAGGCAGGAGGAUCAGAAGUUUGGAGUCGUCUUUGAGUACCACCUAGGAAGUUUGAGGCUACCCUGGAGCUCUAAGAGGCUGACACAGGGGGCGGGGGCGGGAGGAAGGCCUGUCAAAGACUCCAUGGACCAGUCAGGUCAUUCCCAAGCAGAGUCGUGGAGAUCCUGCCUGUAGUUGGCUAAGGCCGGUCCUGACAUUUUAUCUUGGACUUAGUCUCGGCUUCCUGUUGCUAGAAGAGGCUCCUUCAGUUCUAUUCUGAAUACCCACAGAGGAAACCACCUUGUGGUUUUCUUACAACUGGGGAUUUGGCUUGGUGGUAUGGCUCAUCUGAAGACACUUGCCACCAAGCCUGUUGACCUGAGUUAGACCUCGGGAUCCAUGAGGUAGAAGAAGAGAAAUGAGCCCUUUAAGCCACCAUCUCCCCUCCACGGUGAGCAAGGGUGUGUGCACAGUCAAUGUCAGACAAAAAAAAAAAAAAAAACUGUGAAACUGAAUAAUGUGGAAACCUUGUUGUUUCUUCUGAUGAAAGGUGAUUGAACCUUUUGAUUCUUCCAUUAGGUUUUACAGAGGAUGGGUGAGGGGUCACUAAGUGAACAGGAGCUGCCGUCUGUGCAGAUGGCCGAGAGGGGCAGGAGCCUGCUGGGUUUAUAAACAGAAGCCACGCACAGGGCAUGGGGAAUGCUUCUCUGCAGGAGACUCGGGAGUAGCCAGCCUCUGGAGCCUUAUCCCCCUGUCCUCCCAGGGAGGAGUGGCCAUGGCUUUGGUUUUUCUUAUUCUUAUUUAUGGGUCUCAUGCUGUAGACCAGGCUGGCCCUGAACUCACAAAGAUCCACCUGCCUGUGCCUCCUAGUGCUGGAAUUAGAGGCAUACAUCAUUAUGUCCGGCUGACAUUCUUGCCUGCUACAUGGUGCAAUUAUAGGUCGCACCACCAUACUCUGAUGCAGUGCUAGGGAUGGAGCCCAGGACUUCCUGCAUGCUAGGCAAACAUUCUACCAACUGGGCCUUGGCCCCAUCCUGGUCUCUGUUUCCACGUGCUGAUUCUGCUCCUGGCUCCACGAUAGCAAUUCUGAAGCAACACUGAAUCACCUCUGGCCUGGCGCUGCCUAUUCUCCCUGUUCUCCAGUCCAGGAAAAACGUGUAUAAUAAAGGAAGCUGCCAUGCCUGUGCAUUGCA